CACCUGCAUGGGAGACCAGGAGAAAGCGCCUGGCUCCUGCCUUCGGAUCGGCGCAGCAUGCCGGCCGUAGCAGCCAUUUGGGGAGUGAACCAACGGAAGGAAGACCUUUCUCUCUGUCUCUCUCUCUCACUGUCUAACUCUAUCUUUCAAAAAAAAAAAAAAGAAGAAAGAAAGAAAGAAAGAAAGAAAGAAAGAAAGAAAGAAAGAAAGAAAGAAAGAAAGAAAUGAAAAAUAUAAUCAUUGAAAUGUAAAACUCAGUGGAUAGGUUUAACAGCUGGGCAGGUACUCCUGGAGGGAUGAAGACAGACAUGGAAGACCUAACUUACCCAAAAUAUAGUCCAGAAAGAUAAAAACACAGAAAAGUCAAAAAUACAUAGAAGACAGACUGAGAAGGUCAAUCAUUUUUAAUCACGAUUCUAGAGGGAAAGUAAAUUAAAGGAAGAGACAAUAUUUAAAGAAAUAAUGGACAAUUGCUUUCCAAGAAUAAUGAAGGACCCAGUCCACAGAUUCAAGAAGCCAAAAAAUUCUAGCAAUGAUUAAAAAAGAAAUGUGCGCCCAGAAUCAUCAUAGUGAAAACACAGAACACAGGAUACAAAUAUUAAAAGAUUAAAUAAUUUAUCAUAAUGGAAAUCAAAUAUGUAACUUCUAAACUACUAGUGAGAGAAAAAUGAGGAAAAAUCCAUCCAAAAGAAGGUAGACUAGAAAAACACAGAAAAGACAAGAGGGGAAAAAAGAAAGCUUACAAUAAGAUGGUCAAAAAUGAACAUGUCAAUAAUUACAUUAAGUGUUUCAAAAGCGGCAGUGCAAAGACAAAUAACUUUGAAUUGGAUAAGCAAAGUCCAGCUAUCUGUUCUUUAUUUUUAAAAAGUUUUUUUUUUUUUUCAUCUACUUGGAAGGCAGACUGACAGAGACCAAGAAAGAGAGAGACAGAGAGAUCUUCCAUCUGCCGGUUUACUCCCCAAAUGGCUGCAAUGGCCCUGGGUUGGGCUGAAGCCGGGAGCCCAGAGCUCCACUCAGGUCUCCUGCGUGAGUGGCAGGGACCUAAGCACUCGAGCCACCACCUGCUGCCUCUCAGGAAGCAGCCCAGGAGCGGGACUGGAAGCAGUCAGGACUCAACACUGGAACUCCAGUAUGAGCUGCCGGCACCUCAGAGGGGAGCUUGGCCGAGGAGCCACUACACCCACCCCGACAAGUUUUCUUUUUACAAGACACAGAUGAACGCAUUAGUAUACAGAAAGGUUGGGAGUAAAAAGGUAGAAAAUGAUGAACCAGGUAAAUAUUUAAUAAAAGGAAAAUUGUAUAGUUAUGUUAAUAUCAGACAAAAUAUACUUUAGGGAAAAACAUUAGUAGAGAUAAAAAGUGACUGUAUUGCUGAUAUUCCCUUCCAAUAAGAUAUAACACAUGGGGCGGCACUGUGGCAUAGCAGGAAAAGCCGCCGCCUGCAGUGCCAGCAUCCCACAUGGGUGCUGGUUUGAGUCCAGGCUGCUCCGCUUCUGAUCCAGCUCUCUGCUAUGACCUGGGAAAGCAGUAGAAGAUGGUCCAAGUCCUUGGGCCCCUGUACCUGCAUGGGAGACAUGGAGGAAAUUCCUGGCUCCUGGCUUCAGAUUGGCCCAGCUCUGGCCGUUGCUGCCAUCUGGGGAGUGAAGCAGUGGAUGGAAGAUCUCUCUGUCUCUGUUUGCCUCUGCCUCCCUGUAACUCCACCUUUCAAAUAAGUUAAUAAAUCUUUUUUUUUAUUUUUUUUUAUUUUUGACAGGCAGAGUGGACACUGCACUCCCGGGCCAUAGCAGAGAGCUGGCCUGGAAGAGGGGCAACCGGGACAGAAUCUGGCGCCCCAAUCGGGACUAGAACCUGGUGUGCCGGCGCCACAGGUGGAGGAUUAGCCUAGUGAGCCAUGGCGCCAGCCAGUUAAUAAAUCUUUUAAAAAAAGAUAUAACACUUCUGAACUUGUAUAAACACAGUAACAUAGCUUAAAAAUGAGAUAGAAUUACAAGGAAAAUUUGACAAGCUCACAAUCUCAUGAGAGUUUUCUUAGCACACUUUUUUAAAAAGAUUUAUUUAUUUAUUUAUUUGAAAGUCAGAGUUGUUUUAAAAUUUUUUUUAAUUUUAUUAUUUGACAGAGUUAGACAGUGAGAGAGAGAGAGAGAGACAGAAAGGUCUUCCUUCUGUUGGUUCACUUCCUCAAAUGGCCGCUACGGUCAGCACUGUGCCAAUCCGAUGCCAGGAGCCAGGUGCUUCUCCUGGUCUCCCAUGUGGGUGCAGGGCCCAAGGACCUGGGCCAUCCUCCACUGCCCUCCCGGGCCACAGCAGAGAGCUGGACUGGGAGAGGAGCAACCAGGACUAGAACCCGGCGCCCAUACGGGAUGCCGGCACCACACGUGGAGGAUUAACCAACAGGUGCAGAUCUGUGGAUCCAGAGCUACAGCUCUUGGCUUAAUGUGUGGUGACAGUCUGCUCUGAAGAUGGCAGCCAGGGGGCUCUGGGGUGGCCUCAGCCUGCUCCGAGUGCUAUGGUGUCUCCUCCCGCAGACAGGUUACGUGCACCCUGAUGAGUUCUUCCAGUCACCUGAGGUCAUGGCAGAGGACAUCCUGGGCUUACAGGCCACACGGCCCUGGGAGUUUUACCCCAGCAGCUCCUGCCGGACAGUGGUCUUCCCACUGCUGACUUCUGGUUCUACCUUCUGGCUGCUCAGGCUCUGGGAAGAGCUGGGGCUCCGGCCGGGCCGGGUGAGUGGCUAUGCACUCCUGGUGGGGCCCCGGCUCCUGCUCACUGCCCUCUCCUUUGCCUUGGACGGGGCCGUGUACCACCUGGCCCCACGGUGGGGGGCAGAUCGUUGGAACGCCCUUGUCCUGCUGUCUGGUUCCUACGUCAUCCUGGUCUUCUACACAAGGACUUUCUCCAAUGCCAUCGAGGGACUGCUCUUCACGUGCCUGCUGAUGCUGGUGCCCCCCCAGGCAGCACGGAGCCACACACUCAAGACGCCUGCUCCAGGUCCUCGGUGGCACAGCUGGCUUCUUGGCAGCAUCGUGGCUGCUGGCUUCUUCAAUCGGCCCACCUUUCUGGCAUUUGCUCUGGUCCCCCUCUUCCUCUGGGGCUCUCGGGGAGCCAUGAACCCUGGCUUCAAGUCCCUGAUCUGGAAGGCCCUGCUGCUGCUCCCAGGGAUGGCCCUCACUGCAAUGGUGUUUGUGGCCUCGGACAGCUGGUACUUCUCCAGCCUCUCUAGAUCCAGCACCCUGGUGCUUACGCCUGUUAACUUCUUGCACUACAACCUGGAUCCCCACAAUCUGGCAAGGCAUGGCACACACGCGCGGCUCACUCACCUGGCAGUUAACGGUUUCCUGCUCUUUGGGGUACUGCAUGCGCAGGCCCUGUGGGCUGCAUGGCAACAGCUACAAGUCUGCCUCCAGGCCUUUGCCCAGGUGGGCCUCUGGAGGAGGCUGGGUGCCCAUGGCCUGCUGUCCAGCCCCAGGUCUAGCCUCCUUCUCCUGUACUUCACACCCCUGGCCCUGUUGUCCGCCUUUAGCCAUCAGGAGGCUCGGUUCUUGAUCCCCCUCCUGGUCCCUGUGGUCCUGCUCUGCAGUCCACGGACACAGCCUGUGCCCUGGAAGGGGGCUCUGGUCCUUUUCAAUGCCCUAGGUGCCCUCUUCUUUGGCUGCCUGCAUCAGGGGGGCCUGGUGCCCAGCCUGCAGUACCUCGAGCAAGUGGUCCACGCACCUGUGCUCCCGAGCGUGCCCACCCGCUACACACUCCUCUUCACCCACACCUACAUGCCCCCCCAACACCUCCUCCACCUCCCAAGCCUUGGCUCUCCCGUGAAGGUGGUAGACAUGGGUGGGACUGAGGACUGGGUCCUAUGCCAAGCCCUCAACAAUCUCACCAGACAACCAGCCUGCCAAGGGGCCGGGGGACCGUGGCUCUGCCGCCUCUUUGUGGUGACCCCUGGCACCACAAGGCGUGCUGUGGAGAAGUGCAGCUUCCCCCUCAAGAAUGAGACACUCAUAUUUCCCCACUUGACCCUGGAGGAUCCACCAGCCCUGUCUUCCCUGCUGAGCGGGGCCUGGAGGGACCACCUCAGUCUCCACAUCAUGGAGCUGGGAGAGAAGCCUGACAACACAGCAGAGCAGCCACUGCCCAGGAUUCGGCCAUAAAAGAAGCCACCAUACUUUCCACGUGGGUAGCUGGUUUGGGCUGCUAGGCCACAGCCACAGGUCUCUUUCAGGAUUUCCACCGCUGCCUCUCUAAGGCACAGCUGUUGGGUGUGCGGCCUUCUUGGUGAGCUGGCACUUCUCUCUCGGAGAACAAAGACCUGAUGAGUCAUGGUCCUGGUGUCAAGGUCCCCAAAGGAUCCUGAUGUGAAUAUGGCACCCGCUGUCUGCGCCUGCCCUAGUCCUUCGGGCCAUCAUGAUGUUUUAAAUACGAAAUAGUGCCUGGUUGUGAAGACAGGAACUACUAAUGACAGACAACUGUUUGGCUACCUAAGUCAAUCUGGCCUGUCGGAUCCCAGGAGGGCAAUGUGGUGACACAGAGAACAGGAGGCUCGGACUCAGGGGCGCCCUCUAGUCCCAGACCUGCCACUCACAGACCGUGUGACCUUGACAAAGCCCCUUUGGCUCAGAACACAGGAGGCCAGAGAAUCUCUGCAGAAUGUGCCAGCUAAUUUUGUCAUUCCUGGACCCCACAGCACACGUCCCCUGGCUUAAUAGGCAUCUCUCCCACAAAGCCCUUUAAGAAUGCAAGUGGGAGUGGCAAUGCAUCUAAUGGCACCUUGGUA
Messenger RNA from Oryctolagus cuniculus (rabbit), 4768 nucleotides. Lineage: Eukaryota; Metazoa; Chordata; Mammalia; Lagomorpha; Leporidae. The record is from RefSeq and is a predicted model, not a curated record.